Molecule: messenger RNA, 4066 nt
Organism: Sander lucioperca (pikeperch)
Lineage: Eukaryota; Metazoa; Chordata; Actinopteri; Perciformes; Percidae
Gene: man1b1b
Product: mannosidase, alpha, class 1B, member 1b
Exons: 14
Coding region: 340-2247 (635 amino acids)
Biological process (GO): carbohydrate metabolic process; N-glycan processing
Cellular component (GO): endoplasmic reticulum; membrane
Molecular function (GO): mannosyl-oligosaccharide 1,2-alpha-mannosidase activity; calcium ion binding
Source: RefSeq, a predicted model, not a curated record
UAUUUCGAGGAAGUCACUGAAGGCAGCAUGGGUGCACCUGAGAGUCACAUUUGUUGUUGACAGUGAGCAACAUCACAUCCUAAGCUACAAGUGGAUACCUUUUUUUUUUUCAAUGGUCUGAGUAACAGUUCUAAAACUGCGUGGCUUUCGGUAAUAGUAUCGGUAAGUGUUUCAUACACAUAAUACAGGAGACGCCCGAGGCUGUUUCAUUUACGUCGAGCUAACUGCAGUUUUGACUGCUGUUAACGUUCACGUUACCCUCCUGGUGGUGGAUUAGACUGGUUGCACAUCUAAUUUAACAUUAACGCUGGAUACUUUACACAGCACUGAGUUACAGACAUGCACCCCCCAUCUCGACAGGACUAUAUCUCUAUAAACUUUGCUGGACAAGGAAGUGGAAGUUACAAUAACAGCAAGCAGUGGAGGAGGCAGUCCUGCUGGAGGAAAUGGAAGCAACUGUCCAGGCUGCAGCGGAGCCUUAUCCUCGUCCUCCUGUUUAUUUGUGGAAUUGCUUCCUAUCCUGCUGUUACUGAACAACUCAGAGGACUUACAGAUGGAGACCCAGAGACAAAAAGUAACAGCGUCUUCCCUCAUGUGCUGCCUGAGGCUGUCAAACAGGACCAACCACCACUGCCAACCUCCCAGAGGAAAUUAUCUAAUAAGAGAGGACCGCCCGUCCUUCAGAAUCGUCUUCAGAAGAAGGAAAACGCUUCAAAUACAGUGGUUGAGGACAAGGCAUCUGACAGCAAGAAAGAAGGGGAGGAGGGAGUCAUCAGCUGGCGUGGGGCAGUGAUCGACACUGAUCAGGCCACAGAAAGCACCAAGGAUGGGGAAAAUAAGGAGGGUUCACCUGCCAACCAAAAAGUCCAAUUAUCAGUCAAGUCAGUAGCUAUCUGGCGGGAGGCGGUGCAGGAAGCUUUCAGACAUGCAUGGAAGGGUUAUAAAGACUUUGCUUGGGGCCACGAUGAACUCAGGCCUCUUUCCAAGUCCUACAGCGAGUGGUUUGGCCUGGGUUUGACACUUAUCGAUGCCCUGGAUACCAUGUGGAUCCUGGGUCUUAAAGAAGAAUUUGAAGAAGCAAAAACAUGGGUGGCCGCAGAGCUUACCUUCAACAAGAAUGUAGAUGUCAACCUAUUUGAAAGCACCAUCCGCAUCCUGGGAGGCCUUCUGAGUACCUACCAUUUGACUGGAGACACCCUGUUCCUAGACAAAGCUAAAGAUAUUGGCUCCAGGCUGAUGCCAGCCUUCAACACCCCGUCCAAGAUCCCCUACUCUGAUGUGAACAUUGGGAAAGGCACAGCCCACCCCCCUCGUUGGACUUCAGAUAGCACUGUGGCUGAAGUUACAAGCAUCCAGCUGGAGUUUAGAGAGCUCAGCCGCCUCACCCAGGAACCACAGUACCAGGCUGCGGUGGCUGAGGUUAUGAAACAAGUCCACAAACUGGACGGCAAGCUGGAUGGUCUCGUGCCCAUGUUUAUCAACACAAACAAUGGACAGUUCACCCAUCAAGGCAUCUACACACUGGGAGCCAGAGCAGACAGCUACUAUGAAUACCUGCUGAAGCAGUGGAUCCAGGGAGGCAAGAAGGAGAACGAGCUCUUGGAGGACUAUCUGCAGGCAAUAGAGGGUGUAAAGAAUAACCUGUUGCAGAAGUCUUCACCUAAUGGCCUCACCUUUGUUGGAGAGCUCUCACAUGGACAGUUCAGCCCUAAAAUGGACCAUCUAGUGUGUUUUCUGCCGGGCACGCUCGCUCUUGGUGCAUACAACGGCCUGCCUGCUGAUCACAUGGAUCUGGCCAAACAGCUGAUGGAGACCUGCUACCAGAUGUACAUUCAGAUGGAGACAGGCCUCAGUCCAGAGAUUGUCCACUUCAACAUGCAUCAGGGCAGCACCCGAGACAUUGAAGUAAAGCUUGCAGACAGGCACAACCUCCUACGACCAGAGACGGUGGAGAGUCUCUUCUACCUGUACAGGUUCACCAAGGACCAAAAGUACCGGGAGUGGGGCUGGAGGAUUCUCCAAAACUUCAACAAGUACACCAAGGUUUCCUCCGGUGGCUACACCUCCAUCAAUAACGUGCGUGACCCGGACUACCCAAGCCCCCGAGACAAGAUGGAGAGCUUCUUCUUGGGAGAGACCCUGAAAUAUCUGUACCUCCUCUUCUCAGACGAUCCCAACCUCAUCAGCCUAGACCAGUAUGUCUUCAACACUGAAGCUCAUCCACUGCCUAUAUGGCCCUCAAACUGAAUGACACACACAGGAAUUCAAAUGGUAGAUGCAAAACUGCAUUUAUAAACACAAACAUCUCAGGGUUGGUCAAACACCAAGAUAAUUCCUACGUCUUUUGUCUCUGAAUGUUGUCGAAACAACAACCCUGAACACAGACCACAAAUGGAAAAAAAGAUUCCUUUUUACAGAUUGAAUCAAUGGUUUGCUAUGUGCUUAUAUAUGCUAAUUUAUUCUGGAGAAGCAGUGGAAGGUUUCUGCCCUCCUGACCACCCAUCAGCAUUAAAGACAAACCCGAUUGUGACUUGAAUCAAAGGUGUCUUAAUCACAUGUUACCAGGAUGGGAAGAAGUGUCGGGCUGGACUGAUACAGGUGUUUGGGAGCUGAUACUGAUAUUUUCAGUUUCAGACUGCUCAUGGCUUAUAUUUUGCCAACAGUUGUGCACAUUCUAUUUCUAACAAAAAUGAUCAUUUUAUGUCAAAGAAAAAAUCCCCAAAACAUUUUGUCUUUUUUUAAUCCUUGCAUUACAUCCUUAUUAAAGUGGAAACAGUUUUUUAAGCCAUUAUGAAACAAAGCCUGUAUCUGGCGGGGGCUGAUGUCUUACCGAACAGCGCUGGGAGCGACAGCAGGCUGGUUGCUUUUGUAGCAUAACGUUCCCUGACAGCAGCCACCAGCUGUCUGAACUGAAGCCACUCCCUGCCUACUGCACCUACAACUGUUGCAGCUACACGAGAAGCUCAACUCCUCAUCACACUGUGUGUAAUAUAGUCAUUAAGUGCUCUGGCUAGAACAAUCCUCAGAUGUCCGCCAUCCUUUGCUUGAAAACAGGAAAUAAAGCCAAACCUCCUGACAGGGCUUGAGCUUGCCCUCGGCCCAUGUAUUUGCUGUCCCAUGCUGUAUUCAUGCCAUACAGGAAAUCUGACUUGAGAAAAUUGACUAUAUCAUGAUAAAUAGAUUUGGUCCAUAUCGCCUUCUCCUUAUUAUUUCUGCUUUGCUCCUGUCUUUCUCGUUGCAUUGCUUUAAUUGAAAACUUGAAAAUAUGUGAUUAAUAAACUCUGACAAUCCUACAGAAAACUGAAGUCUGGCAUAUAUGGUCUUUAAACCUUCAGAAUGUUCCUGUUUAUUUCCAUGACAUGAAUGCAGCAUCACUAUCUACUCAGUACCGACUUUGGUCCGAUUCCAGUUGUUGCCAAGCAGCAGAUUUAUUUAUGAACUGUGGAGCUUUUGUUGUAUGUUAACAGCAAUGGGUUCUUGGCAUCAAUGUUAAAACAAUUGUGCUGAGCAGCUGCACUUUUCACUGAUUUUCCAUUUCUUUCUUUCUUUGUCAUUAUCCUUGUUAAGGUGAUGUUUGUGUGAGAGAAAUGUUGAGAUUUAAAAUAUGAAUGUAGCAUACUAUAUUCAUUUGUAGUGUAUAUUGAAAGGUAUAAUUGCAGCUAUGUUAAUACAGUAGCUCUCCUUGUGCAUCUUUGUAGUAGCAGCUUCUGAUAAGCUUGCAGUCAUUCCUGUAAAUAUUACUAGUUUACAUCAUAACUCUACUUGCAUUUGUUGAUUUCAAGAACUUUAUGAAUUUGUAAUUGAGACCAAACUCCUUUUGUAUAUUCUGUGUAAUUUUUCUUUAGUGUUGUAUGGUUUCCUUGGUGUUUCACAUGUGCCUUCAAUGUUGCUUCAUACAACAUUUAAAAGACAACUGUUAAACUGGCUGUAAAUGUCCAUUUCUAUACAUUCAAGCUAUUUCUUACAUGUACAUACUUUGCUGGUCUGCUACAGUAUAUGAUCAUUGUGAUCACUGCGGAUAUGACUAUUUUUUACAAUGAAACAAUAAAAUAAGGAUUUAUAUUUU